Molecule: messenger RNA, 4320 nt
Organism: Bemisia tabaci
Lineage: Eukaryota; Metazoa; Arthropoda; Insecta; Hemiptera; Aleyrodidae
Gene: w
Product: eye pigment precursor family transporter white
Biological process (GO): transmembrane transport
Cellular component (GO): cytoplasmic vesicle membrane; plasma membrane
Molecular function (GO): ATP hydrolysis activity; ATP binding; ABC-type transporter activity
Source: RefSeq, a predicted model, not a curated record
CUAUGGUUGUUCCAGUCAUCUUGAUGCCGGGCGCGCUUGUCAAAUUCUGAGAACCCCUUGCGCCAUUCAGCUCGGUCUCCGUGCAUUCCACCAUCGGCCUGUGAUCGCGGCAUGUUUACGGGAGAAGUUAGUUACAUAACCAGCGAAGCUCCGAGUGCAUCUCCUGCAGUGGUUUCGAGGACGGUGAUUCGAAGGAACGGCGAAUUAUAUCGUGAAUGAUAGUUAAAAUGUGUUAGCUUAAUGUGUUAUUCUUGUGGUUUCCGUGUGAUACGUGUUUUUUAAUUGUUAAUCGCAACGUCCGAAAUGGGUUUAAAAGAAGAACAGAAACCGCUCCUGGUGAACCAAGGCACCAAAAAUUCUCAAACCUACAGCAGCACCAAUUACUCUGACAACAGCGCACCCACAGACCAAUGCGUCCUCACGUUGGACCCCGUGAAACAGGGCGGUGGGGCGGGGGGAGGGGGCGGUCCGCCCAAAAAACCCCCCUCGAACGGCGUCCGCGCCAAAUUCCCGGAGGAAAACAUAACCUACACGUGGUCCGGCAUCAACGUCUUCGCCUCCGGACAGGACCAAAGGCACACCAAAAUCUGGGGCGGAAUCAAGUCCCUGUUCUGUAAAAAGAAUCCUAGUGCUAGAAGUCAUCAGCGUAAACACAUUCUCAAAAACGUAACUGGGAUAGCAUACCCAGGUGAGCUGUUAGCGAUAAUGGGCUCCAGUGGUGCAGGAAAGACAACACUGCUCAACACUCUAACAUUUAGGAAUAAUGGAAACAUUGUCAGCGGCCAGCGAGCAGUCAAUGGAAUCCCAAUAAACUCUACAACCUUGUCUUCUCUCUCUGCCUAUGUACAGCAAGAUGAUCUAUUUAUAGGAACCUUAACCGUUAGGGAGCAUUUAGUAUUUCAGGCUUUAGUACGAAUGGAUCCUCAAAUUCCUUAUUCUCAAAGAAUGAUCCGUGUGGAAGAGGUCAUAAAAGAGUUAACAUUAAGUAAAUGUCAGCACACUGUGAUAGGAACUCCUGGUAGAAUAAAGGGUAUAUCAGGAGGAGAAAUGAAAAGGCUGUCCUUUGCAUCUGAGGUAUUAACAAAUCCUCCUGUCAUGUUCUGUGAUGAACCAACUUCCGGCUUGGAUUCUUUCAUGGCUCAAAACGUAGUAACCGUACUGAAAUCAAUGGCUUUGAAAGGGAAAACAAUCAUCUGUACAAUUCAUCAGCCCUCCUCAGAAGUUUACGCCAUGUUCGACAAAAUCUUGUUGAUGGCUGAGGGACGAGUCGCAUUUUUAGGAUCUCCUGAUGACGCUUUCAACUUUUUCAAAGGGCUAGGUGCAUCUUGUCCAAGUAACUAUAACCCUGCAGAUUACUAUAUUCAACUCUUAGCAAUCGUUCCAACUCAGGAAGAAGCAUGUAGAGAUCACGUUGACAUGGUCUGUGAUUCUUUUGAAAGAUCCGAGCAAGGUAUAAAGUUAACUGCUGUCACUGAGCUCAGCGGGGACCUUCAGGCUAAAGCAAUGCUUAGUAGUUGGGGUGAGACAUGGCAAGGAGGAGUUGCAAACCGAUCACCGUACAAAGCAUCUUGGUGGGCGCAGUUCGAGGCUGUGCUUUGGCGCUCAUGGCUUAGUAUUAAGAAAGAACCUGUUUUGAUCAAAGUUAGACUGUUACAGACUCUCAUGGUUGCGAUCAUGAUCGGGCUCAUUUAUUUUGACCAAAAUCUAGACCAAGACGGAGUAAUGAAUAUUAACGGUGCUUUAUUCAUUUGCAUCACCAACAUGACUUUCCAGAAUGUUUUUGCUGUAAUUAGUGUAUUUUGUUCCGAACUGCCAGUAUUCAUGAGGGAGCAUUUCAAUGGGAUGUAUCGCACAGACGUGUAUUUUCUGUGUAAAACUAUGGCAGAAGUCCCAAUAUUCUUAGCCAUUCCCUGUAUUUUUACCUGUGUCAUGUAUUACAUGGUUGGAUUAAAUCCAAAAUUCUCCCACUUUCUUGCGGCUGGUGCCAUCAUCACUCUUGUCAGUAACGUCGCCACAUCAUUCGGUUACUUCAUUUCAUGUGCUAGCUCAAACGUGUCUGUAGCUCUAUCUAUUGGGCCUCCUGUCAUUAUUCCGUUCCUCUUGUUUGGAGGUUUCUUCUUAAAUGUUGGAUCCGUUCCAUCAUACUUCAAGUGGCUGAGUUAUUUAUCUUGGUUCAAGUAUGGAAACGAAGCAUUACUGAUCAACCAGUGGGCAGAUAUUGACACUAUCGCUUGUACUCGAGCUAACACGACUUGUCCAAAGAACGGCCAUAUUGUCCUUGAGACGUACAACUUCAGUGAGAAUGAUUAUCUGAUGGAUUAUGUGAGCCUUAUUUUACUCAUGAUCGUCUUCCGGCUUCUUGGGUUCUUCUCUCUCUUGUACCGGACGUUGCGAAAAUAAUUUGCUGUUAAAAAUUCGCUUUUUGUGAACAAAAUCCCUGUAAAAUACUAUUCCUCUAAUAGACCCUUCUUAUUUGUUUUGUUGUUGUUGUUGUUAAUUUAGUUACUUUGGUAAUCAUUCCUUGGUACCUACUUUGAUUUAACAAGUUGAUCUUGGUCUUUUGUUUUGCAAGAUCGAAUUCGCUUCUGUAGUCAGUUAAAACCUUUCUAUCUCUCCUAUGGUUAAGUUAGACUCCUUUUCAUUUUCUUUUUUUUUAAAAAAAAGAAAGAAAAAAAAAACUGCCUCUCAAAGAAUGGAAGUAGUGAUAUUGUAUAUAGUGUUAAAUUUGGGAGAAACUGACAAAUAAUAGCUCUUAAAUUUUCUCAAAGAAUCAACAGAGUUUACAUCAAGGAGCUUCCAGAAAGAGAGAACCAUUUUGAUUUGUCUUUGAAAUAUUAAUGCCAGGAAAAACCGAAAUUAACCGUUCAAUUCUGUGCAUGCUCAGCUUUAGUUAGACUUUAUUUUGCAAGUAGGGACUACAAUUUCUGGCUCAGUUUAGAAAAAACGUAAGCACCAUUAGUUUUCCUAUGCACACAAGAGUUUUUCAGAUGAGCCAGGAAUUAUAGUUCCGAAUCAUGAAAUGUAGUCCAAUUUAAGCUCCUACCACCUUAGAAUUAGAAUAGAAAUGUGCUGAGGAGUCCAAAUUAUUCCGAUUUUGCUAGUUACCUCACUAUCGAGUCUUUCUGCAGGAAAAUGCCAAGUACAUAAGUAGUUAGCGAAUGUCAAGUCACGCAUGAAAGAGAAUAUCCAUCGUUAGUAAGCUGAUUAAUUGAUUAGAUUUCUUCUGGCAUUUGUGAUUUCCAAGAGAUUCCAUAACAGUACUUAUUUUCUGGAUGCUCCUCAUCAAACACAGAGUAAUAAAAUUAAAUGCAAGUCAGAUUAAUUCCUUCUCAGACCUCUCUCAAUCCGUUUUAAUUCUUUGAAGUGUUUUGUUGAUGUGGAACGUCGUAAUUGAAUGGCACGGCCUUUCAAAAUUAAGUAGUCUAACGAUGAAAAUUUCGAGUCUUUUAUUUCUCAAAUCUUUUUGCGAAAAAUCCGGAGAUGAACUUAUCUUUACAAAUCCAGGAAUAUUCCUUUCUGGCUUUUGCAAGGAAUUUUCCUGAAAUUUUGAAGCAAAACCGUAUUUUAGGAGGAAAGAAGGGGCCAUCUAGCGUUUUUGAACUGUUUCAGAAAGUAACAUUGCUACGUCUAAAAUCGUUUAGCAAACUCAGCUCAAUUGUAUACAUCUCACAUAGCUGCUCUUUUGUGUCAAUGUUUCUAUGAUACUGAAAUGUUGUAUUUUUUAUCAACAAUUCCAGGAGCAAUGUUUUUUAAGUACAAGCAUCAAUUAUGAUUGUAAAAUUAUUAGUAUUACAAGUAUUUUUUUAAAAUUAUUUUUCUAAAACCUUUCAAGCCCCAUAUUUUCAUGCACUAUCUUGACAUAUUUAUAGAGUCUUGAGCAUUCUUUUCUUUAUGAGAAUGAAUUAGGUUUUUUCCCUAAACCGAUAGAUAUACUUAAUUUUUUAAGAAGCCCAGGUGCCAAAAUCCAAGUUAAGAAAAACAGUGCCAAUCAGCAUGCAGUCAAUCUUUUAAUCCCAAAAACAGUAUAUGUCCAAAAAAUACCUACAAUAGGGUUCAAAAGCUUGUAUGCAUGCCAAAUGACUCUUUUUCUAUUUUUCUUGAAACUUGGAUUUUGGCGAUUAGGCCCGCAAGAAAAAUAUGGGUUAAAUUAUUAAAUAUUGUCUCACAAUGGUUUUACUUUCAGUUUUGUCGGCUCUUAAUUGCGAUCCAAACUUACCACCGACAAAAAAACAAUAAGAAUGACUGGAUAAGCACUAAUCACUUUUCGAAAAUCAGUUUUUUUUUAAAGGAAAAACAAAAAUACAACAUACUAAAAAACAA